Apiotrichum porosum is the source of this 375-nucleotide messenger RNA. RefSeq lists its product as uncharacterized. Bases 1 to 375 code for a protein of 124 amino acids. The transcript has a single exon. The record is from RefSeq and is a predicted model, not a curated record. Lineage: Eukaryota; Fungi; Basidiomycota; Tremellomycetes; Trichosporonales; Trichosporonaceae.
AUGCCCGCAGCCCUCAAGUCCAUCUGCCCCGUCUUCUCCACGCUCGACGUCGCCGCUCUUCUGGACCACUACAGGACACUCGGCUUCACGACCUCGUGCCACUCGGACCCGUCCACUCUCCCUGGCCAGGUCGAGUACGGCUUUGCCGAGCGCGACGGCAUUGUCAUUCACAUUGCGCUCAACCCCGAGCACGACCCAGCCACGACAGCAGGCUGCUGCUUUGUGCAUGUCAGCGAUGCGGACGCCCUUGCUGCCGAAUGGAGAGCCACAGCAGGACGUAAUGUCGAGCCGGUGAACACGACAUACAACAUGCGCGAGGGGGGACAUGUGGAUCCCGAUGGCAACCUGAUCCGAUACGGUUCAAGGACAACGUAG